Molecule: messenger RNA, 800 nt
Organism: Wallemia mellicola CBS 633.66
Lineage: Eukaryota; Fungi; Basidiomycota; Wallemiomycetes; Wallemiales; Wallemiaceae
Product: Ssu72-like protein
Exons: 2
Coding region: 36-710 (224 amino acids)
Biological process (GO): termination of RNA polymerase II transcription
Cellular component (GO): nucleus; mRNA cleavage and polyadenylation specificity factor complex
Molecular function (GO): RNA polymerase II CTD heptapeptide repeat phosphatase activity
Source: RefSeq, a predicted model, not a curated record
CCGCUAUUAUCAUCUUCUAAUAAAAACCAAUCACUAUGGAUCCGAGAUUGAAAGCCAGGGAUCCGCGACAGAGAGCAGUCGCAGGUGCAGCAAACCAGCAGAUCUCUACCGGUAUGACACCUCCUACAGUACAGAAGAAGAGAAUGUUUUGUGUCGUCUGCUCUUCCAAUCAGAACAGAUCAAUGGAAGCUCAUAAAGUUUUAGCUCAGAAUAAAUUCAAUGUGACGUCGUUUGGUACAGGUACAGCUGUUAGACUACCAGGUACUUCAAUAGACAGACCGAAUACUUACUCAUUUGGUACACCAUACAAUCACAUAUUACAAGAUUUGGAAAGUAAAGAUAGAAGAAUGUACACCAAUAAUGGUUUAUUAGCGAUGCUAAAUAGGAAUAGACAAAUAAAAUUAGCGCCUGAAAGAUGGGCCGAUUCACCUCCAACAUCGGACGUCGUUAUCACAUGUGAAGAGAGAUGUUGGGAGGCAGUAUGUGAUGAUCUAUUAAACAGAGAGGGUUAUUAUAAUAGGAGCGUACAUAUCAUUAACAUAGAAAUCAAAGAUAAUCAAGAGGAAGCCGCUAUAGCUGGUAAAGCGAUCCUGGAUCUAGCUUUGGCUAUAGAAGAGAGUAAAGACCUUGACCAAGACAUCGAAAGUAUCUUAGAUAACCAAAGGUUAAAACAUCCACAUGCUUUAUUACAUUGUGUUGCAUAUUAUUAGAUUAGACGCGUAUGGACGGGCAUGAAAAAGUAUGAUGAUGUAAUUGUAUUUAUUCAAGAAUGUAAACUAAAAUAAAUGAUCUCCUUUGUG